This is a messenger RNA of Didymella exigua CBS 183.55, 2166 nucleotides long. RefSeq lists its product as uncharacterized. Gene Ontology annotation, biological process: DNA-templated transcription; positive regulation of transcription by RNA polymerase II. Gene Ontology annotation, molecular function: DNA-binding transcription factor activity, RNA polymerase II-specific; zinc ion binding; sequence-specific DNA binding. The transcript has 6 exons. Bases 1 to 2166 code for a protein of 721 amino acids. Lineage: Eukaryota; Fungi; Ascomycota; Dothideomycetes; Pleosporales; Didymellaceae. Gene Ontology annotation, cellular component: nucleus. The record is from RefSeq and is a predicted model, not a curated record.
AUGGCUACUUUUAAUGAACAAAGAAGAGUAAAGAAGAGAUCUUCGAACGCCUGCUCCAGAUGCCGAAGACAGAAAAUCAAGUGCUCUGGCCAGCAGCCCUGUGCGAACUGCUGCAAGCGAAACCUGACUUGCAUCUUCAAUGAUCGAGAAAAUAAGGUCUUGGUCACCCAAGGGUACCUCUCAGACCUUCUGGCCAAGGUUGCACGACUUCAGCACGUAAACAACGCACCUUCCACUUCAAACCCACCUCUAGAAGACGACCAAAAUAACCGGGAUCGAACAGGGAGAAGUCACUCGCCAGACGAGGCACCUGGGCGGACGGCGCAGUCCAGCGAAGGUGGGACUCGAGAGAGCUCACCGGGGACAGAUGGCCCUCGAGAAGCACGCAACCUGACCAACCCUCUCAUUGAAACCCCUUCCAGGUUUAUGGCAGCUGCCAAUGGACAAACUUUUUACAUGGGAACAUCGUCAAAUUGGUCAUUCCAUGGCCAAGUACUGAGUUUGGUCCAUGAGCAUAUGCAUAAAUCACCACUCCCCGCCGCGGAUUUACUUUUCGAUGGUUCUGCGUAUGACCUUCCAUGGGAUGGCACCCGCCACUUGCUCGAGUCUGCUUCGCCAGUCAUACCGAGCAUCGACUACGCUAUUUUCUUGAUUAAUGUAGUUAAGUUCCACUGCGCUCAGACGAUGCAUGUCUUCGAAGAGGAAGAGUUUAUGUUCAAUCUGCACGCUUUCUAUUCCAGUACAGGCGACAAGGCUAUGUGGAAAGAAAGUUUAUGGUACAUCCAUUUCCUGACGAUAGUAGCAUUCGGCAAGGUGUUUGUCCAGCAGAAGAAUUGUUCAUCCAGACCCCCUGGCUCUGACUUCUUUACACAUGCUCUACAAUUGCUUCCGGACACAAACAGGUUGUGUCGAGAUCCCAUCGUCGCGACGGAGGUUCUGUGCUGCAUUGCACUCUAUCUGCAGUCUCUGGACUCACGAAACGCUGCACACGUCACAAUCGGCCAGGCGAUGCGAAUAGCUCUUAUUCAAGGUAUGCAUACCGACAUGCCAGUGAUGAACCUGGGCGAGGCGACUGUUCAACGCUGUCGUAAGAUCUGGUGGACCAUCUUCGUUCUCGACCGCCGCAUGACCUCGCUGAUGGGUCUGCCACAGUCCAUACGAGACGAAGAUGUGUCCUGUCAGCUUCCAAACUAUUCACACUUGCCUCAGCGAGCAGCUGCUCUAAGCAUGCAGAUCAAGCUUGCCAACGUGCACACCGACAUUGCGAACACAGUAUAUGGUUCGAAAGGGAGGCUUCGCAAGAAGUUCGUCCUCAGUAUCAAAGCAGUCCUCGACAAGCUGUCUGGCCUAGCAGAAGAGCUCCGCAGUUCGUUUCCUCUUCAGGCUGAUGAGCGCUUCGGUGGCAUAUCCAGAGUACCGGCGCACUCUCACCUAUACUACUACCAGACUGUCGUAAUCGUCACUAGACCGCUGCUGUUCUGCUGCAUGAAGAAGGUCUUUGAAUCGCCACAACAAGUCGUUCCUCUGAUAUCUUCGUCCAAGAUUAGAAAAAUGCUUCAUAUGUCUCUGGAAGCGUCGCAAAAGAUACUGGAGAUUCUCGAAAGCUUACGAGACCAAGGACUGCUCGAAGUAUUCCUUCCUUGGGAUCUUGAUGCGCUUUUCGUAUCGACCAUGGUCCUCAUUCUUACUCGCUUCGUCGAUUCCACCCUCUUAGACGACCGGACGCUAUGGCUAGAGAAGGCUCUCGCGCUCAUGGAAACCAUUGUUGUUGGUGGCAACCGUAUUGCAGACUAUCGCAUGCGUGAGCUGCGUAGAUUGGAUGAGAUGCUUGCAGAGUAUGCUGCCAUGCAGGAACGACCGCGACUCACCGAGGCGCUCAAUGAUCAACAGAUUACGCAGUCCGACACCAACACCAUCCAGAUCGCAGCAGGAGUUCCUGAAAGUUCUUUAAGUUCGAAGCCCACGUUCACCUCGCCAGAAGACGAUCCCUUGUACUCAGGCUUUAGUGAUGAGGGAAGUGGCUUUGGUGAUGAUCUCACGGCUGAACAGAUCCUAGCGGUCGCUGAAUCUAUGGACAUCGAGGGCACAGAUUGGCUCUCUUUCGGUGUCUUUAGCAACUACCAACCUCUGCAACCUCUAGAUAUGGUAGAUCCAUCGAUGCAGUAA